Penicillium antarcticum is the source of this 807-nucleotide messenger RNA. RefSeq names its product glycoside hydrolase family 128 protein. Gene Ontology annotation, biological process: fungal-type cell wall polysaccharide metabolic process. Gene Ontology annotation, cellular component: fungal-type cell wall. The transcript is spliced from 2 exons. NCBI's taxonomy places the organism in Eukaryota, Fungi, Ascomycota, Eurotiomycetes, Eurotiales, Aspergillaceae. The record is from RefSeq and is a predicted model, not a curated record. Bases 1 to 807 code for a protein of 268 amino acids.
AUGGCUUACACUUAUCUUCUCUUGGCCGCUCUGUGUCUCCAUGAGGCGCAUGGCCUUUCUGCGAAGAGAGGAAUCGCAUACAACAACAACAACCCUUCCGGGAAUGCAGUGUACGCGAACCUUUUUAAGGGCAACACGAAGGUAUCAUGGGCCUAUGAUUGGGGAUACCCGUCCUGGGACUUGGACUCCUCGUUUGAGUUUGUUCCCAUGCUGUGGGGAUUGCCCAGCGGUGCCGAUUCAGACUGGACGGCUGCUGUACAAACUCCAGGAACGAUGAACAUCCUUGGGUUCAACGAGCCUGAUUUGACUUAUGAUGCUUCAUCGAACAUCAUCCCCGAGAAAGCUGCAGCUGGGUAUCUUACCUACAUGCAGCCCUUUGCGGGAACCGUACGAAUCGGUUCUCCCAGUGUCCUGUGGAAUAACGUUGGUUCAUCUUCUGGCGGCUCUUAUAAUACCGCUACAUGGACUCAAUACUUCCUGGGAAACUGCACUGGUUGCCACUUGGACUUUGCAGCUAUUCAUUAUUACCAGGACUGUGUUACCCCUGAUGGCCAGAAUGGUGCUGUCUGGUUUGAAGGCAAUGUGACAAACGCGCAUGAUGUUUUGGGUCUCCCAAUUUGGAUUACAGAGUUUGAGUGCUAUGGAAGCGAAGAGCAGCAGAUCGCAUUCUUGGAGCAGGCUCUUCCUUGGUUGGACUCGCAAGACUACGUGGAAAGGUAUGCGUAUUUUGGUGCUUUCCCUGAAUAUCUCAUCAAUGCGGAUGGAACUGGACUGUCUGAUUUGGGAACUACCUACGCAACUAUUUGA